Ectocarpus siliculosus is the source of this 1584-nucleotide messenger RNA. The record is from the annotation of a GenBank genome assembly. NCBI's taxonomy places the organism in Eukaryota, Phaeophyceae, Ectocarpales, Ectocarpaceae.
AUGACAGAUCUUGACGCGUACAUCUCGCGCUACGGCGGCUACACCAAGCUCCGACGGCUGGACUGGAUAGCGCAGAGAUGUCCCGCGCUGGCCCCGGACUGUUACCGCGCGGCGCUGACUCUCCUGCGCCAGGGCAUCAACACCCAGAGCUACCGAGACAUCUCGACCCGGGCUGUUGUGCUUAUGGGCCCCGAGCACGCCGUGGACACGGAGUGGGCUGAGCAGGUGGACCGACGGUAUCAGCAGUCGGUCGACAGGCUGGAGGCUGAGCUCAACUCGUACAAGAUAAAUCUCAUCAAGGAGAGCAUUCGCAUGGGGUACAACGAGCUUGGGGACCUCUCCUAUCGGAGAGGAGACCUGAAGCAGGCGUUGAAGUGCUACGCGAGGACUAGGGACUACUGCACCACCAACCGACACUCGGCCGAGAUGUGUCUCCACGUCAUAGAGAUCAGCGCAGACAUGGGCAACUUCAUCCACGUGAACAACUACGUUUUGAGGGCCGAGCACACACCGGACCUAGACUCGGUCGUGAAGGCAAAGCUAAGGGCGGCCGCCGGCCUGGUGCACUUGGAUCAGAGGGAGUACGCGAAGGCCGCAAGAAAGUUCGUGGAUGUAGCGCCGGAGCUCGGGUCGAGCUUCGACGGGGUGGUGGCGCCCGAGGAUAUUGCCGUGUACGGCGGUCUGUGCGCGCUGGCGACCUUCUCCCGGGAAGAGAUGCGGCAGCGGGUGCUGGACAACGCCUCCUUCAAGAACUUCCUCGACCUCGUGCCGCAGGUGAGGGAGCUGACGAACGACUUCGCCAACAGCCGCUACCGAUCCUGCCUCAAGUACCUGGCCGACCUGAAGGGGGACCUGCAGCUAGACCUACACCUGCACAGGCACCUCGACACCCUGUACAAGAUGGUGGAGGACAAAUGCCUCAUGCAGUACUUCUCUCCCUACAGCUCGGUGCGACUCGGGGCAAUGUCGGAGGCGUUUGGGAUAGAGGUGCCGGAGCUGGAGAAAAAGGUGGCCGCCCUAGUGAUCUCCAACCAGAUCUCGGCGAGGAUCGACAGCACAAACGCGACCCUGCACGCCAAGCACACCGAGCAGCGGGGCAUCAGCUUCCGAAAGAUGCACGAGAUGGGAGAAUUGUACCAGAGAGAGCUACGGCUGAUGCUGGUGAGGAUGAGCUGCAUGGAGCACGACUUUGUCGUGCGCGGCAGCCGGAGCAUGACCUCCUCCUCCCUCUCGACGACCGGCGUGCUAGAGGAGCCGUCCUCCAUGGCAGGGUUGGGCUUGUUCGGGGCCAUGGGCGGCGGUGGGGGCGGGAGCGGGGUCGGCGGUGGCGACGAGGAUGCGGGAGCGGCGGCGGCGGUGGCGGCGGUAGCCGCGGCGGAGGCGGCAGCGGCGGCGGAAGGGGGGGGUGGGAGCGGAGUGGUGGUCGCUCCUGCUGCGACAGAGGCGGGUGCCGGCACACAGGAGUAGGAAGGAACUAUUGGCCAUCGGUGAUCGGUCCUGUGGGAACAAUGCUCCGUCCUCUCGAGGACGCGUGGUCAAUGGUCUAACCGCUGAGGCAUGCAAAACAUAAGAGUACGCCCCCCC